Coniophora puteana RWD-64-598 SS2 is the source of this 2911-nucleotide messenger RNA. RefSeq lists its product as uncharacterized. Lineage: Eukaryota; Fungi; Basidiomycota; Agaricomycetes; Boletales; Coniophoraceae. The coding region runs from base 130 to 2763 and encodes 877 amino acids. The record is from RefSeq and is a predicted model, not a curated record. The transcript has 4 exons. Gene Ontology annotation, molecular function: protein binding.
AGUUCGGCGGACGCGCUCCGGGCCUCGAGGCGGCUUGAGCGUCUGUUUCACAACUUUUACCUUCUCCCUUGUUAUUGCACACUUUUGUUUUCUCCUCUCGUUUGACGCCCGGCCUCAUAGAUCUCACAUAUGUCUCGCAUACCGCAACCCUCGUCUUCACGAACACCGGCCUCGCGUGCACCAGCCCCCGCCAGCACGCCAACCCGAACGCGUACGACAAGCACACUCAAGCCGCCCGCUACUCCUGCCUCCCGCCUUCGUUCCCAGUCUCCCUCCAAAACUCCUGCGAAGGCGACACCUCGAGCGGCGGCCAAGCCACCUGCGCCGUCGGCAGAGAUGCCCUCGAAACCUGCCGUGAGCCUUCGGGAGGCUAUCGCCCUCAAGCGUGCCGAGGCAAAGAAAGCUGCGGCCUCUACACGAGGCGGUGGGGGUGGUGGACUUGGAGGAGGGUUCGACGAUUUCGGGUCUCUUGAGGACGCACUGCCUACCACGUCCAACAAGGACGAUGACGCCGUCUUAGAGCUCGGCCGUUGGUCUGUCAAGGAGACGAUCGAGCGUGCGCGGUCCACAGGCAACGUCAAUCUCUCCUCGCGCUCCUUGCCGUGCAUCCCCUCGGCGCUGUUCGAGAUCCACCUCGGCGUGCAGCCCGACCCGCUCGCGUCCGUCCCGGAGGAACCGCUCAUCUCCGAGCACUCGGGCUUGGAUACUGCCGGGGCCCGUAGGAGAGAGAACGGCUCGUCGGGGCCGUCGUGGUAUGAUGCGCAGGACCUGCAGGUGAUCAAGAUGUGGAACAAUGAGAUCGCGGAGAUUCAGCAUGAGAUAUCGCUGUUUGGGUCACUAAAGAUCGUUGAUUUGCACCAAAACAAACUCGAGAUCCUCCCAGACAGCUUCGCCGACCUGACAUCGCUCACGAAUCUUGAUCUAUCGCAGAAUGCGCUCAAGGCCCUCCCACGUGCGCUGUUCACCCUGCCGAACCUCACGAAUUUGAACGUGUCUCACAACAAGCUGACGGAGCUUCCAUUCGACGUCGCAUAUGAGGUCAACAAGGAGUCCCCCUACAAGAAACCCGACAGCUUCUUCGCACCCGCCGUCGCGCGCGCCGCCAUCCCCCUCCCACAGCUUAUCGCCCUCGACGCAUCACACAACAUCAUCCCAGCGUCAAAGAUCGACCACAGCGAACGCAGCCUCCCGCCCCUCCUGACUAAGGUCGAUCUAUCCGAAAACCCGCUCUCCUCUGACGGCGCCAGCACCGUAGGAUCCCUGCUAACCGCCCUCGGACGCCUCACGAAGCUCAGCGAGCUCCGGCUCGAGAAGGCGGACAUCGACGAUGCGGCGCUCGCAGCUCCAAACGUGCCGGGCCUGUUCCCCAAACUAUGCACGUUCGAUGUGGGCGAGACGCAGGUGACGGCUGAGGUGCUGGGGCUGUACUUCGAAGGUAUUGGGCGACCGCUGUCGAUGGAUAUUACCAUGGAGGAUCCGCCCGAAGGCACAGUGCGCGGCGUGGUGGGUAAGAAGGUCAUGAAAGAGGCGUGGGAGAUCGACGCGGAGCGGCGGGCUGCUAGGAGGGGAGGUAGAGGUGGGGUAGCUGAGCAGGCGAGUGUGGACAGAGGCGCAGCGGGCCCUAGGGCUAGGGCGGAGGGGGCGAAGAAGCAAGAGGAGCCGCUGAAGGAGGCAUGGGAGAUAGAGGCGGAGCAAGGCUUGCUCACGGAGGGCGGGAAACGGCGCGCGAGGGCGGCUGCAGCUGCCGCAGCCGUCGAAGCUGCUAAACCCGUCAGUGUCAAAGCCAAGGAAGUGCCUUCCCCUGCGUCGAAGUCGCCUUCACCACCGCCGAGCGUCGGCGCAGCCCUUAUGAAUCCGAAAUAUUUCGACGCGCGGAUGCUCACACUCGCCCUCCCAGCUCUGGCGGCGCCGUCGAAGGCGCACGGGCGCUCCGUCUCGCUUGCUGCGUCCUCGUGGGGUCGGCUUGGCGGCAAUGACAAGCAGUCGGGAUCCAACACCGAUAUUGCGCUUCCCACACCUAGUGCACCACUCGCGUCUAUUGCAGCGCAGAGCUACGUAGGCGCAUUGCGCCAGCUCACACUGAGCAACCGCAAGCUCGACGCCGCGUUCACCCUCCUGGCCUCUCGUUCCUCAGACGACGGACUCUUCCCGAGCGUCGAGGAUCUCUCCCUCGAUGGAUGCGGCUUCGGGGACACCGUUGCCGUUUCUCGCAUCGACCCUUCUUCGUCCUCCGAUGGCUCGUCCUCAGGAUCCCCGAGAACGCAAGAAUCCCUCCUCCCGCUCAUCGCACGCCUUUUCCCGAGCCUGCGCACGCUUGAUCUCAGCUACAACGCGCUCACGUCCUCCGCGUUCUCCUCGCCCGAAAUCCUGCGCGGUCUCAUCCUCGCUUCGCACGAUCCAAGCUCCGGUGACGCGGCCGCGGAUGACAGCGCUGCGGACUCUUUGGGAAACCGAGACCCAGACCAAGCGCGCCGCGCGGGCCUGCGCCACCUCCGCCUACGCAGCAACCGGCUCGUGAACCUGGACGGGCUCGCCACGCUCGCGGGUGCGUUGUUUCGCGGGCACAGGGCCGAAGCGCGGUGGAAGCUCGAGGAGCUCGACGUGCGGGACAACGAGCUGGCGCGGCUCCCGGCCGAGGUGGGGUUGUUGCCGAUGGACGUGUUCCUCGUUGAUGGGAAUGUGUUCCGAAUUCCUCAGCGAAGAGUAUGGGAGCGCGAGGGAACGAAGGGGCUGCUGAGCUGGUUGAGAGGACGCAUUGAAUAAGAGCUCACGGGAUGGACUUCAGGGUGAUUGUAUCAGGUUCAACUGUCGUAAUACCGAUGAGAGGUUUAACUCUCCGGACAUGUGUCCAUAUUGCCACCAUGUUUUUAUUUCAUUUUCUUUAAUAGUUCAACGGCUGCGUUGAACCGUC